CGAGGCAGCAUGGACAGGGAGAGGCAUUUAACAAUAAUAAUAACAUCAUCGCGGAGCGGAGGGAGCUGCCCAUCCAUCCAUCCCCUGACAAGCCACCGGUGUGGCGCUGCUGUGAUCAGACCCCGAUGUGACAGAAGCAGGUACAUCUGACAACCUGUACACAAGACAUGGACGGCUUCCCGCGAUCUGCCUACCAGGACACCAGCGCGCCCUCUCCUCUCUCCAGCCGAGGAGAUGAGCUGGGAUCGGACGGAGACUUAGGAGCUAACAGUCCUAUAGCAGUCCUGUGUCCCCGGGACUCCGAGAUGGACACGGACACCGGGAGCCUAGGAGGUGACGAGGAGGAGGAAGAAGAGGAGAGGCCAGGCUUGGAGAGGGGCGAGGAGGGCACCGAUGGGGCUGUGCUGGGCUGCCCAUCAGCUGAAGGUGGCAAAGCCAAGACUUACACCCGGCGCCCCAAGCCACCUUACUCCUACAUCGCCCUCAUAGCCAUGGCCAUCAGAGACUCUGCCACCGGCCGCCUCACCCUUGCCGAGAUCAAUGACUACCUGAUGAAGAAGUUCCCAUUCUUCCGUGGUCAGUACACGGGCUGGAGGAACUCGGUCAGGCACAACCUGUCUCUCAAUGACUGCUUUGUCAAAGUCCUCCGAGACCCAUCUCGGCCAUGGGGGAAAGACAACUACUGGAUGCUGAAUCCGAACAGCGAAUACACCUUCGCGGAUGGGGUGUUCAGGCGCAGAAGGAAGAGGCUCAACAGGACCACCAAGUGCCUUAAAGACCACGAGCUCCAAGGGCUUCCUGAGCAUCAUCAGCACCACUCAAUGAGUCCACCAGCAAGUCAAGGACCAGUGGCAUCAUCUGGAAUGCUACCACCUUCCUCACCAUCCUCCUCUGUCCAUCCAUCUUCCAGCAACAAGGACACCAGUCCAGGGACUAAAUUCUCCAGUUCCUUCGCUAUUGACACCAUCUUGAGUAAUCCCUACCAAAAACGGGAGUCAUCAGAGAUGGACAAGUCUACAGGUGGGAAGCUGAUGUGGCCAACAGGUGCAUUGCUCCAUUCUCCUGCUUCAGUUCCUUCUUACCCACUCCUAUCCUACUCUCCAUCAUCUGCACUGCCUCACCCAUCAGCCUUAUUCCCCUUUAGCCAUCUAAAUGGCUCAUCCUUGCACUUACAACUCUAUAGGUAUUGUAUGCCUGAAGCUCUGUUGCUGCUAAUGGAUCCUAGAAGUGAAGGACAGCAGUUGUCUGCAGAUCCCAGAGAAGAUCAGCAGCAUAGCCGGCGUGCCCCAUCACUUCACCCCCAUCUCUUGGCACACCCCAGUUCCUCUAAGACCUAUUCAGAACACCUGGGGAACAAUGAGAUCCUGUGCACCAUGCGCUCCCCUGGACCUUACCUUCCCUACCGGCCAGAGACAUUGCUAGCCUGACAGCCAAUGGGGGGAAUGGGUUAGGGAAGGUUCAGCUUUAGUAUCCCCAUCACAGCUGUGGGUACUGAUGUAGCUUCAACCUGUGGAGGCAUCAUUUAUUUCCAAAGAGUCAACCACAUGUUCCUCAUGAAGUCACUUAAUGGACUACAUUUGGGUAAUGCAACUUGAUACAUUUCUGUUUUUUUUACACUCAAUAUAAUAUAAAAAACAAUGUGUGGCUUUAUUUUAUAUGUGCCUUGCUAUGGUUUACCUUCCCUAGUUCAGGGUUCUCUCUAAAACUGCCAAUAGGCCCAAUUCACGAAAAUUAAUACUCCUGGAUAAGCAUCCUUAUUUUUGAAAAAGUGAGUUCUUUUUGAGAAAUUGGUCACAUGAGUAAAAAUAAAGUUGCUUAUCUUUGUGCUAAAGUUUUUUUUGUGAAUUGGUCCUGAUAUAAGGAAUUUAGGGUCUGAUUUACUAAAACUGGAGAGUGCAAAAUCUGGUGCGGCUCUGCAUGGUAGCCAAUCGGCUUCUAAUUUCAGCAUGUUUAAUUAAGCCUUGACAAUGAAACGCGGAAGCUGAUUGGUUUGUAUGCAGAGCUGCACCAGAUUUUGAACUCUCCAGUAAAUCGACCCCAUAGACCCCUAUGGCAUAUCAACUGUAUGAUGAAACUGGAAGCCAUAGGUCUAGUCUAGAGCUCCAAAUUCCUUAGUAAUGUGAUUGUAAUUCUUCUUAAAGUGGAGGUUCACGCAAAAACGCAAUUUUUAACAUUAGAUUGAGGCUCGUUUUGUGAAGGGGAAUCA
Rana temporaria (common frog) is the source of this 2206-nucleotide messenger RNA. It is a transcript of the gene FOXQ1, whose product is annotated as forkhead box Q1. The coding region runs from base 168 to 1427 and encodes 419 amino acids. The transcript has a single exon. Gene Ontology annotation, biological process: regulation of transcription by RNA polymerase II; cell differentiation; anatomical structure morphogenesis. Gene Ontology annotation, molecular function: DNA-binding transcription factor activity, RNA polymerase II-specific; RNA polymerase II cis-regulatory region sequence-specific DNA binding. The record is from RefSeq and is a predicted model, not a curated record. Lineage: Eukaryota; Metazoa; Chordata; Amphibia; Anura; Ranidae.